AUGACAAGCCUCCUCCCUCUAGUAGACCUUGCAGGUCUUAAAGGCAAGUGCAUCCUGGUCACCGGCGGAGCAUCAGGUUUGGGGCUGGAAGCGGCCCAACUGUUCGCCUCAAGGGGCGCCUACGUGACCAUUGCCGACGUCCAACCUCCCCUCGACGAAGAUAUUCUCACCAAGGAAGGCCAACACACUCAAUACGUCUACUGCGACGUGAGCGACUGGGACAGUCAAACCGCCGCAUUUCAGAAGGCAAUCUCAUUCUCGCCGACAAAAUGCCUCGACGUCGUGACAGCCUUUGCGGCAGUCGACCCGCUUGAGAAUCUGAUUGACCAGGUCAAGGCCAGCCGGGAAGUGGCGCUAGAGUCGCCGCCGCUUGCUCCCUCGCUCAAGUGCCUCGAUAUCAAUCUGAAGGGGUCAUACUAUUCGGGGGCGCUGGCGUUGCAUUACUUUCAACUCAAGCCGCAAAUUCCACCUGCGCCCUCGGCAUCCGCCGCCGUCACAAAGGCUCUUAUUUUCAUCUCCUCUCUGGCAGGUUAUCUGGACGACGACCACAGCAUCGCCUACACGACUUCGAAAUUCGGCACGAGGGGCCUCUUUCGCGCCUUGCGUCGCCGAGCACGCGACGAGAUGAACACCCGUGUCAAUCUGGUUGCCCCUUGGGCCAUCAAGACGCCGAUGACGGCGCCGAUCAUAAAAGCACUUGAGGGCAUGGGAAUCGAGGAUGGCAGGGGGAUCACAUUUGCGAGCAAGGAGACUUGUGCACAGGCCGUGGGAAGAAUCGCACUGGACGAGACGUUGCAUGGACGUGCAUUCGCCAUCAUGCCGGAAGGAGCAUUUGAUAUCAAAGACGACAUUGAGGGAGGGUACGGUGGUGAGGAACUGAAAGUGCUGAUGUCGUGGAGGAAGGCGGCGGGAGAUUUCCUGCAAGGUUGA
This is a messenger RNA of Cladophialophora psammophila CBS 110553, 930 nucleotides long. RefSeq lists its product as uncharacterized. Lineage: Eukaryota; Fungi; Ascomycota; Eurotiomycetes; Chaetothyriales; Herpotrichiellaceae. Gene Ontology annotation, molecular function: oxidoreductase activity. The transcript is spliced from 2 exons. The record is from RefSeq and is a predicted model, not a curated record. The coding region runs from base 1 to 930 and encodes 309 amino acids.